AUGGCUGACUCUUUAGCAAAUCAAAGUAAAAUUCCUAUGGUUGCUAUUACGGUUCAUCCUACUAAAUAUAAUGGUACUCAAGACCCUGAAUCAUGGUUACAAGAUAUUCGUUUCUUUUGUCGUCUUCACGGAAUUGAUGAAGAGGAAGAUAUAGUUUCUUUUUCCAUGUUAAAAGUUGACCCUAUGAUUUAUGUCCCUGAAAAAACUUCCACAUUUUCCGGUUUGGUAAAAGCUUUAAAAUCUCAUGUUACUUAUCCUGUAAUGGAAGCUUCGGCUCUUCAUAACCUUCGAAAAUUGAAAUAUAGUUCAAAUAUGGAGAUGUCAGAUUUCAUAUCAACAUUUCUUUCCUUAUGCCGAAGUGCCAGUGUUAGAAAUUUAGAAGAACAAAAAUCUUAUUUGUUAAAUUCUUUACAUGAUGAUAAUAUAAGAAAUGUAUUAUCAACUAAAUUUAGAAAUGUUGAUGAAUUUGAUUGGGUAAUAAAAAUCUUUCAAGGAAUUUUAUAUGAAUAUCCUUUACAUCAAAUACGUUAUGGCUCUAGAAUCACCAUUAAACAUUGUGUCACCGGUCAAUACUUAUCACAUGGUGAACAUAAACCAAUUGAACCUGGAUCUCAAAGUUCAAGGGUUUAUUGUAAUGGAUGUAAACCUAAAGAAAAUGAAGUAUGGAUUGUCACAUCCCCAUAUAGUGAAAAUAAAUCACCGGGAGAUCCCGUACGUUUCAAUUCUAUCAUUGGUUUAAGUCAUGGAAAAUCGCGUGCAAACUUAUCCGCAUCCGAUGAUCGUGAUGAUAAAAGUUGUAAUUGGGUUGCAAGAAGACACACCACAGAAUCAGGUUAUCAUAAUGACAAUAGUGGUGUUUGGGCGAUAGGUGAUAUCAUCAUUUUAGAACAUGUAAAUAAUAGAUUACCUUUGUACACUCGAGUUCAAGAUUAUGAAGGUAAUCAAGAAGUUGUAUUGGAAGGUGAUGGUUUUGAAGAGAAUAAUAAGUGGUACGCUGAAAUCGUCGGACAAUAA
This is a messenger RNA of Diversispora eburnea, 1014 nucleotides long. Lineage: Eukaryota; Fungi; Glomeromycota; Glomeromycetes; Diversisporales; Diversisporaceae. The record is from the annotation of a GenBank genome assembly.